Molecule: messenger RNA, 428 nt
Organism: Saccoglossus kowalevskii
Lineage: Eukaryota; Metazoa; Hemichordata; Enteropneusta; Harrimaniidae
Product: katanin p60 ATPase-containing subunit A1-like
Biological process (GO): microtubule severing
Cellular component (GO): microtubule cytoskeleton
Molecular function (GO): microtubule binding; ATP binding; ATP hydrolysis activity
Source: RefSeq, a predicted model, not a curated record
AUUACCUGGGACUACGAACGACGUUUUGGAAUACUUGCUUACAAACUGUGUGACACAGUGUCGACAGAAAUCAUGGAUCUUUCUGAGAUUAGCGAGAACACCAAAAUGGGACGUGAGUAUGCCCUUCUAGGUAACUAUGAAACAUCACAGGUUUACUACCAGGGAGUGUUACAACAAAUUCAAAAACUGUUAAUGAGUUUGAGAAGUGAUGCUGCCAAGAAACAAAAAUGGCAACGAGCCAGACAACAGAUUGCACAAGAAUACGAGUUAGUAAAGCAAUACAGUAAUACAUUGAAUGCCUUCAAGACAUCGGAUAAUGUAGAACGCCCUAUAAGUAGUGGUAUAUCAAGACAGCCUGUGGCGCCGCGGAGAGAUGAUCCUAGUCGAGAUCCUGAUGUUUGGCCACCUCCAACACCAGUAGAACGCAG